Molecule: messenger RNA, 1209 nt
Organism: Dacryopinax primogenitus
Lineage: Eukaryota; Fungi; Basidiomycota; Dacrymycetes; Dacrymycetales; Dacrymycetaceae
Exons: 3
Coding region: 274-1209 (311 amino acids)
Biological process (GO): riboflavin biosynthetic process
Molecular function (GO): 5-amino-6-(5-phosphoribosylamino)uracil reductase activity
Source: RefSeq, a predicted model, not a curated record
CAAAGUUAACACUCGUAAACCGCUUUCCGUCAGCCUCCCGCUGCGGGCCAGACCGGAGCCCAAACAUCGGACGACCCUCGGAGAACAGAGUGGCAGUGCUGGAACUCGGUUCCGCUUGUCCGGUUUUUCACAUGAUUGAUUGGUAGGGGUCAUGUGACGCUUCUGGGUGACGUCUGUCGGUCCCUGUCCCUAUCAUUUGGAGGCGCAUACAUCUGCCUCUCCUCUCAAACAACCCCAAUCCACUCCAAUCCACUCCAAUCCACCUCAGUCACAAUGUCCUCCUUGUCCUCCCCUUCCCUCCUACAACAAGCCCAAUCAUUCCUCGACCCCCUCCUCCCUCCUCCAUCAUCAACACCCACAAACCCCAGCUCAAACCCCUCAAAACCGUUCCUAACCCUCACUUAUGCCCAGAGUCUCGACAGCAAGAUCGCACUCCGCGGACGUCCGCUCUCUCUCAGCGGGAAGGAAAGCUUGGUCCUUACUCAUCUGAUGAGAGCGAGACAUGAUGCCAUCCUUGUGGGCGUAGGGACUGUACUGGUCGACGACCCCCAGCUGAACGUCCGCCUCCUCCCUCCCUCCACUCCCACCUCCACCAUCUCAACCUCACCCUCACCCCUCUCCACCCCCACUCCAACCAACCCCAGCCCAUCCCCCGCACUUCCCUCCUGGCCCUCCCCCCGUCCAGUAAUCCUCGACCCCCACCUCCGCCUCCCCUCCCACUCCCGCCUCCUCACCAACCUCGCACAAGGCGCCGUCCAGCCCUGGAUUAUCUGCGCUGCUCUCGAACUCCCGGACCCGGCACACCCGGAACUCAAGGGGAGGAAGGCGGCGCUCAGCGAGCUAGGGGCGGAGGUGUUCGAGGUGCCUUUAUUAGCCGACGGCCACCUCUCCCUCCCAGCGGUUCUGGACCUCCUCUACUCAAAAGGCAUUCAAAGCCUAAUGGUAGAAGGCGGACAACGCGUUAUAACCUCCUUCCUUGCCUCAGGCCUCAUAGACCUCCUCAUCGUCACCGUCGCGCCUAUCCUUGUCGGUCCAGCAGGUAUCGGGUUUGUGAGAGAGUCCCCACUAGGCACGGGCACGGGAGGGGUCGCAGGGGGUGCGGGAGGGGCUGGGGAGGAACUGCCUUGGGGAAAGAUGAGAGGUGUGGCUACGCAGGUGUUUGGUAGGGAUGCGGUCAUGGCGUUGAUCCCUCAUGGCGUUGAUCCCUGA